Molecule: messenger RNA, 465 nt
Organism: Postia placenta MAD-698-R-SB12
Lineage: Eukaryota; Fungi; Basidiomycota; Agaricomycetes; Polyporales; Adustoporiaceae
Exons: 4
Coding region: 32-370 (112 amino acids)
Source: RefSeq, a predicted model, not a curated record
AUCCCCAGCUCGUCUCUCGUCUUUGCGCACAAUGUCGACUGCACCAUCCACCCACAAGUUUGUCGUCUACGCACCAGACAUGACCGACCCGGACGCGUUCCAGCGUCGGCUGUCCGUGCGUCCCAGUCAUGUGGCAAGAGCCGACGGUCUGGUCAAUUCGGGCUUGAUAAGGGUCGGCGGUGCAAUGCUCACGCCAGAGUCCAUCGCAUCCCCUACAGCCGAAAAGAAGAUGAUUGGGUCUGUCAUCAUCUUCGAGGCUGACAGCAUUGAGACCGUAAGGAAGGCCAUCGAGUCGGACAUCUAUUACACUGGCAAUGUCUGGGACAAGGAGAAACUCGUGAUCCUCCCAUUCGUGACUGCGCACCUGUAGUCUGGAUGUUACUGCAUUGAGAGGUAAAUAACUUGUAUCUAUCACUAGCGCGCCAAAUGUAUGCGUCUGUAACAUGACUGAAACCUGUCUGCCAC